GAAGAUCAUCAUCAGGGUCGAUCUGACCUCGGCCCUGACAGAAGUACUGGCGGUAGCAGACGACCAUGGAUCUACUUCACCGUGAUAAUCUGCUGCUACGGAUUCUUCAAGGAGUUCAAGCCGUCGGAGGCCUUCCUUACUCCAUUCCUCGUCGACCCCAAGGGCAAGAACUUUACCAAAACCGAGAUCAAUUCGGAGAUCUACCCAUUCUGGCCUUACUCCUACCUCGUGGCUGCGUUAUUCGUGUUUCUAUUCACCGACUAUCUCCGCUACAAGCCCGUUAUCCUGCUGGAGGCGUUCGCCUAUCUCGCGACACGCUUCCUGCUCAUCUGGGGUACGUCUGUUUCUGCCAUGCAGUGGAUGCAGAUUGCUUACGGAGUCGCCUCGGCUGCUGAGGUGGCCUUCUUUGCCUACAUCUACCUGGCAGUCCCUGAUGUUCGUUUCAAAAUCGCGACUAGUGUUUUACGAGCAGUUCGCUUGCUCGGUCAGUCCGGGUCGUCUGCGGUGGCCCAGAUUGUCACUUCGACUGGCGUGGUCUCUCUCCUACAGCUGAACUAUAUCUCAUUCGGGAGUGUUCUGAUAUCCUGUGUGUUUGCUGUUCUCAUCCCCAAUCCCGUUUCCUUCGACUGCGAACCAGCUUGUUCUCGUGGUGUCAUCAGUAUAGUCCCCAAGCCAAGAACGACAGAGAGGAGAAAAAACUUGAGAAACUUUGUAGCGUUUGCAUGGAGAGACUUCCGUAAAUUCUACUCCAAUCCCUUUCUCUUGAAGUGGUCGGUUUGGUGGGCCUUCUCCAUGUGUGGAGUACUGCAGGUUGGAAACUAUGUCCAGAGUCUAUGGAAGGCAAUAGCCGAGGAGACCCACCAGUCUCAUGAAUAUAACGGACUGGUUGAGGCUGUGGCUCAGCUCUCCAGUGCUCUGGCUGCACUCGGGGUGACUGCUGUUAGGAUCAACUGGAGGCUGUGGGGAGAGUUGGUGAUUGGACUGCUGUGUUUCAUUGACGCCGUGUUGCUGCUCGUGGCAUCGCACUCCGACCAGCUCUGGAUAGCCUACCUCUGUCACGUUCUCUACCGGACCACCUACUCCUUCCUGAUCACCAUCGCAAGUGUCCAGUUGGCUUAUGCAGUUGAUCACGACAGCUACGGUCUCAUCUUUGGUUUCAACACAUUCCUGUCUCUCGUACUCAUGACAGGUUUAACCCUCACUGUGGCAGAUGAACAUGGACUUGAUCUCGAUAUCAGGACCCAGUUUGUGGUGUACAGCGGCUACUACUAUAUGCUGACACUGCUAUUCAUCGGAGCCGGUGUCUACAGCCUCACAACUACUGGUUGGCUCAACAGUCUUCGUCUCUGCUUCUCUGAGCUAAGGCCCCCAUCAUUAACUACUGAUAAUGACAACAAAGAUACCGUGGAAGAAGAACCAACUGAGACUACACCACUGAUACAGGACAUGGGGAGAUCAAUC
Molecule: messenger RNA, 1461 nt
Organism: Geodia barretti
Lineage: Eukaryota; Metazoa; Porifera; Demospongiae; Tetractinellida; Geodiidae
Source: the annotation of a GenBank genome assembly